GCGACAGACCGGAGACCGUCCAGCCGCCCGCAGACGAUCCUCAGCGGGCCGCGGUGCAGGAGGAGGCCGGUGACGCAGCCAUGGAGACGGAUGGCGAGCAGAACCAACAGGGGGCCUCGACCAAUGGGAGCACUGCGUCCGGGACGAGCUCCCGCCCCUCUCCGAUGAAUUCCAUGUCUCUGUAUGAAAGACAGGCGGUGGCGCUGCAGGCGUUACAGAGGCAGCCCAAUGCAGCUCAGUACUUCCAGCAGCUGAUGCUGCAGCAGCAGAUCAGCAACGCCCAGUUUCAGAACCUGGCAGCCGUGCAACAGGUAAAGGCUACUCUGGCAGCCAGUCGCCAGUCAAGUCCCUCCAGCAGCGGCUCUUCUCAGACCACCAGCACCACAGCUGCCAGUGUAACAUCUGGAUCUACAACCAGCAGCCGUCCCAUGGGCGCCCCGGCAACGUCCACCAUCAGCCAAUCGGUGCUGCUGAGUGGGACGGCGGGGGGGCAGGGACAAAUGUACCUGAGGGUCAACCGCUCCCUGAGGGCCCCCAUCUCCUCGCAGCUCAUCUUCAUGCCCGGCAACACGGCAGCCGCUACCGUGGCAACCGUCACCCAGCAACCACAGGCUCAGCAGCAGCAACAACAGGAAGUGACGCCAACUUCCUCCUCCGGCGGCCACUCGGAUAAUGACCAGGUGCAGAAUCUUGCCAUGCGAGGUGUGUCCGGUCCCAAAGGUGUUAAGACUGAAGCCCCAGAGAGGAGUGACUCAGCUGCUUACUCCUUAGUCCAGCCUUCACACCAGUCCAUCUCCCACUCCUCCACUAAGCCAAACCAGCACCACCACCAGCCGCCCCACAUCAAAAUCCCCACCUACCCUCAGCCCACCAACCUCAAAGCCCACCCUUCCUCCUCCUCCUCCUCCACGUCCUCCACCUCCUCCAUCCCUCUCUCCCAGCUCCUGCUUCACGGCACCCGGACUCUCACCACGGGAUCCACGGCCCCCACAGCGGCUCACACUCUGGUCCUGACGUCCGGCGCGGCAUCCCAGGGGCACGGGUAUCCUGUCGGCACGGCGACCAUCAAACCGGCGGUGAACGCUCAGACGCUGGUGGUGCAGCCGCUGCAGAAGACGUCGCUCGGUGCAGAGAAAUCGGGCCACGGGAACGGACCCGUCCCCAUCCAACCCAAAACUCUGCAGGGGCUCCGCCUGCCGCUCCAGCUGCCCUCCAGGAACCCUCCACCCAUCCUGCCCGCCCCGCCGCCCGUCAGCAGCUCCUCCGCUCAGCCCGCUCAGCCGCCGCACAUCCCCGUCCAGAUCGUAGGAGCGAGACAGAGCACGCUGGGGAACGCCCAGGCUCUGGCUCUGGCCCGGGGCAGCUGCUGCCAGGACGGAGCCGCCGCCGUCCUCAGCAGCUCGUCCAGCCUGCUCACCAUGGUGGCGUCCAUCGCGUCCAGGGAGGGCGGGGUCGUGGGCCGCGGGGUGGGGCUAAAGACGCUCCAGUCGCCACAGGAGGCCCCCCCGUUGGCUCAGGUCUCUCAGGUGCACCCGCAGGCCAAUCAAAGCACCGGGCCGAGUCAGAACGGACCGGUGGUUUCUAACCCCGCCUCCUCCCAGGCCACCGUGGUUUCCUCCCCUCCCUCAUCGAUGUCUCGCUCCUCCCUCUCGCUCCCUCUGGUGACGGAGGAGCAGAGAGGAGCGUCAACGGCUGUGACCACCAACGGAGACUCAUCCAGAAGUCAGACAGCACAGGUAAAACAGUUGACCGGCUCACUAAAAAGAAAAUCAGACUCUACUUCAGCCAACGAUGAAGACGGCCCCUCCCCUCCACGGCUCCAGCCAAUCAGAGAUCACGUCUCAGCCGUGCCGACCAAUCCCAGGGAAGCAGGCCCUGGUGCUCCUCCUCCCGUCUCCUCCUCUCCCUCCCCCCUGCUGUCAGUGUCCCGUGGGGUUGGCCAGGGGGAGAGAGCUCCUCCCCCUCAAGCUGUGGUGAAACCCAACGUCCUCACACACCUCAUCGAGGGCUUCGUCAUCCAGGAGGGGGCAGAGCCUUUCCCUGUUUGUGGUUCAGUAAAGGACUCGACUGGUGAGGAUUUAACCAACGACAGUCUGGACACCAACCAAUCAGAGACGGUUACAACAGCGACAGUGCUGAAGUGUGAGUACUGUAAAAACUUUGCUCCAGCCAGCCAGUUCAGAGGCACCAAAAGGUUCUGCUCCAUGACGUGUGCCAAGAGUAUGUAUUGGUUCCCCAGGUACAACGUCAGCUUCAGGCAGCACUUCUGCGUGCGGCAGGGUCAAGGUCAAGGUCAAGGUCAGGGUCACGGUCAGCUCUCCAACUCAGACGAGGACGGAGGAAUCACCCGGCGGAGGGUCCCGCGACGGACCAGCUCAGAGAUAGCCAGUGCCAAGAUAGCAGGGAGACCCAUACCUGUCAAGUGCCGUUCAGAGUCCAGCCAUUCAGACGAGGAGUCCAGCGGAGAGGAGGAUGAAGACGACCCCGUGUCCCUGUCGUCCGCCUCCUCCGCCUCCUGCCGCCCGCCGCCUCCUCCGCUCCCGACGGAGAGCUCCUCCCCCAGCUGCCUCCCUGCUGGCCCCGCCCAGUGGAGCGUGGAGGAAGUGUCGCAGUUCAUUUCCUCACUACAAGGCUGUGAGGAGCUCGCCUCCCAGUUCCUGUCUCAGGAGAUUGACGGACAGGCCCUGCUGCUGCUGAAGGAGGAGCAUCUCAUGUCCACCAUGAACAUCAAGCUAGGCCCCGCCCUCAAGAUCUGCGCCCACAUUAACACCCUGAGAGACUGAUGCCAGCGUUUCUGUGAAUCCACCGUGUUGAAAGUCAAGCCCGGGGCAUUUACCCUGAAACUCCUGAUCCGCACACCAGUUCAGAUAUGAAACUGGUUCCAGAGCAGUCAGAGUCCUGCAGGUGGAUGAAUGAGGUACAGUUCAUUUUCAGAACAGAGCCACAGCUCUUUAGCUCUAAAUUGAGCUGCAGCACUUGAAUCUGGAGUAGGUUUGUCCACUCAGCAGCACAUCUUCAAAGGUGGUACUUGCACAGAGAUAUUGUGAAUCUUUCAUGUCUGUGAGUUGCAAAAAUAAGAUUCAUGUUCCCUAAAAUGCUGUUUCUACGCAAAAAAACCAGUACUUGCGUCAGAAACAGUGGUUUCAUUUUGCUUUUUAGUUGCACAAUUUCACUCUUAUACCUGCAUUGUAAAAUGCAGAAAUGAAGGUUUUGAAUGUAUUUUCAAUGCAGAAGUCACUUCAGCAAGUUGAUUCAUGCACUUGCACAAUAUUCCCAGAUGUUAUUUACAAAUAGGGCUCCCCUUU
Molecule: messenger RNA, 3305 nt
Organism: Anoplopoma fimbria (sablefish)
Lineage: Eukaryota; Metazoa; Chordata; Actinopteri; Perciformes; Anoplopomatidae
Product: polyhomeotic-like protein 1
Exons: 15
Coding region: 81-2783 (900 amino acids)
Cellular component (GO): PRC1 complex; nucleus
Molecular function (GO): protein binding; zinc ion binding
Source: RefSeq, a predicted model, not a curated record